AUGCCAAGGAGCCUCGUAUUACGACCCUCCUGGCGUUCUCUCUGGAGCCGCUUCCUCAUCUGCUUGGUACUAUUUUCGCUACAUGCUUAUGCGGCCUCUCUCGAUCCCUCGAAACCCAAUAUCAUCCUCAUCAUCACAGACGAUCAAGAUGUCCGCACCGGGACGCUCGACUACAUGCCGAAGCUGCAUGCCUCGAUUGCAGAACAAGGCUCAACAUUCACGCAUUUCUACGCACCUGUGUCGCUGUGUUGCCCUUCGAGAGUGUCGCUGUUGAAGGGUCAAUACGCACAUAACCAUAAUGUGACGUAUGUGUCUACUCCGUAUGGAGGAUGGGAAGUGUUCUGCGAGAAAGGGCAUAACAGCGAGUAUUUGCCCAUAUUUCUGCAGGAGGCUGGGUAUGGCACUUAUUAUACAGGAAAGCUGAUGAACGGCAUGCAAGUUGACAACAUACAACAACUUCCAGCGGCUGGAUGGACGAAUGCAGACUUCCUAGUCGAUCCGAAUACUUACCUGUUCUACAACUCGUCUUUCUCUGCUAAUGGCGAAGCCGCCAUCAAUCAUGAAGGAACCUACCAAAUGGACCUCAUCGUCCAAAAAUCCAUUGCCAUGUUCCAACAAGCCCUCUCCUCUUCCCAACCAUUCUUCCUUGGCAUCGCUCCCACGGCACCACACAUGGAAGUCCAACUCAACGGCUCAUUCACCGAACCGAUUCCUCCUCCAGAGUACGCCGGGCUGUUCAACGAGACUGUGGUACCCAGGGUACCGAAUUAUAAUGUUCCGGUGGGUGGCCCGGGUGGCGGGGUUUCGUGGUUGAAGGAGCUGGAGGCAUUGAAUGAGACCGUUUUAAGUUAUGUUGAUCAUGUGUAUCGUCAACGGUUGCGAACGCUGCGAACCGUGGAUGACUUGGUAGAGAACACUGUUCAACAAGUCGAGGACGCGGGAAUCGCGAACAAUACGUACAUCAUCUACGUAGCGGACAACGGCUAUGCCCUCGGCUCACACCGCCGUCAACCAAGUAAAACGCUCCCGUUCCAGGAAGAUGUCCUCAUUCCACUCUUCAUCCGUGGUCCAGGAAUCGCGCCUAACGUCACCAAUGCUGCCGAUGUCUAUUCCAUGCCCGACCUAGGGGCCACAAUUCUCGAUCUGGCCGGUGCCACGGCGAACUACACUCUCGAUGGUCGACCAAUAUCUUUCGUUACUCCGGCUUUCGAUAAUGGCACCCAAACUACAACAGACGUGAAUAGGACUUCCCCAGUGGAGGAGCCUAGACAUACCAUCACAGAGUAUUGGAAUGUUGGAAUAUUGGAGGGUAUCUAUGCUAAUCGAGUGUUCCGGAAUCAGACCUAUCGCUCGUUGCGAGUGAAUGACGACGACGAUGAGUGGGUCUAUGGGGUCUGGUGUACGGGCGAGCGGGAGCUGUUCAAUCUCAAAACAGAUCCCUACCAACUCACCAACCUCGCCAUCAACUCCAAGUCAACUUUCUCCUUCGCCACCGUGAACAACACUGAUUACACCACCAUUGCCCCCCGUCUCGACGCCCUGCUCCUCGUUCUCCGUCGCUGUUCCGGAUCCUCAUGCCUUUCCCCUUGGUCCUCCAUCUUUCCCAAUGGAGAAGCGCAGGAUCUAUCUGGGGCCUUGAGCGCGGAGUAUGAUGAUUAUUUUGAUGGAUUGGAGAAGUUUCAGUACGAAGAGUGUAAGAUUGGAUUUUUCGAGGAUCUGGAGGGGCCGGAGUGGAGUGAGGCGCUGGCGUACGGAGAAUGA
Stereum hirsutum FP-91666 SS1 is the source of this 1761-nucleotide messenger RNA. Its product is annotated as arylsulfatase precursor. The transcript is spliced from 9 exons. The coding region runs from base 1 to 1761 and encodes 586 amino acids. Lineage: Eukaryota; Fungi; Basidiomycota; Agaricomycetes; Russulales; Stereaceae. Gene Ontology annotation, molecular function: glycosaminoglycan binding; N-acetylglucosamine-6-sulfatase activity. Gene Ontology annotation, biological process: glycosaminoglycan metabolic process. The record is from RefSeq and is a predicted model, not a curated record.